CAAGACAACAGAGUAUUUUAGAGCGACCAUAUUUCAGACUGUAGCUUAUUUGGUUGUCUCAUGGUUACUCAGACAAAGCAGUUGAAAAAACAACAACAAAAAAAACAAACUUAAAUUAACUUGAAUCUUUUAGCAAACGUAACCGCAGUGUGCAGGAGGUGAAGAGAAAGAGAGAGAGAGAGAGAGAGAGAGAGAGAGAGAGAGAGUCAUGGACGCGCAAACUUCCACUCGGAUUGUGGUGCUUGGGAAAACUGGCAGUGGGAAGAGUAGCCUGGCCAACACCAUUCUGGGAGAAAAGCUUUUCCACAUCGGCCACGCUGCAGUUUCAGACCAGAACUUCUGUCGUGCAGAAUCCAGGAUCAUCAACGGAAAACCAGUGACUUUGAUUGACACUCCAGGCUUCUUCGACACCUGCUCUUCCGAAGAUCUAUUUAAAAGAGAAUUAGUCCGAUGCUUCACGCAGACUGCGCCAGGACCCCACGCUUUUCUAAUCGUGCUCAAAGUAGAGAGGUACACCACCCAGGAGCAGGAGCUGAUCAGCAAAAUCACCCAAUAUUUUUCAAAGGAGGCGUUUAAAUUUGCCAUAGUUGUAUUCACGCACGGCGAUCAGCUGGAGCCAGACCAAACCAUUGAAGAUUUUGUCCAACCGAAUCUGGCGCUAAGAAAUUUGGUUGAAAAAUGUGGAGGAAGAUGCCACGUAGUUGAUAACAAACACUGGAACAACCCUGGUCAAGAUAAGAUGAGAAGUAACUGCUUUCAGGUUGCAAACAUACUUAGUACAGUUGAGAGCGUUGUUAAAGAGAAUAAAAAUGGCUACUACACAAACAAUUUAUUUCAAAAAGUAAUGCAAGAGGUAGAGAGAGAGGAGGAAAGGAUCAGGCAAACUGCAUCAAACAGCGAAAUGUCCCCAAUUGAAAUCAGAUCACAAGCCAGAACUAGCAUCGCCAAUGUGCUGAUGAUCAAAUUAGCAGGAGUAGCAACAGGGGCACUAAUAGGGGCCUUCUUGGGGCUAGUGGAUAUGAUGAGGACCACUCUGGAGAACCUGGAAAGUAGUGCUGGUUCAUCUGGGAUUUCAAGGGAUAUAGUGGUGUCUACGGUCCAGGGAGGAGUACUGCAAGGGGGAAUGGCGGGCUAUCAGGCAGCCCGUGGAGCAACCAGCGUGAAUGAAUGAAGCAGUGCAGCAGACUUUUGAAGAACUCACUAGAAAUAUCAGGCAGUAAGAGCAGGGUUAAUGUUCGUUAGUAGGGUUCGGAAAGAUGGAACGUAUAGCUCUGGUUUUGACAGUUUAUGUUUUUUAUUUGUUUUUGUUUUUUUAACAUUAGAAGGUGGCAAAUCAGUUUUUAAAGUUACUGAAACAUGUUAAAGGUCCAAUAUUAUGUGAAAUUUACUCUUGUGAGCUUUAAGCCAUAUUAAAAUGUUGUCACCUCAUCAAAAACAUACCUGAAGUUGUAUUUGGCUUCAUUCACACAUGUUUGAGUAACCCUUUAUUAUUUGUCUGUCUACAUCUCCAAAGCUCAAAAUGCUCUGCUCCACCUUGUGAUGUCAUCUAGCAGUAGUUUUCACAUUAACAGCUACCUUUUAUAUGCAAGACUGGUGUGUUAAAUAUAAAACAAAACACAGCUCCAGGUAUGUUUUUGAUGAGGAAACGACAUUACACAAUAUGGGCCCUUUAACUAACCUUAAAACAUGAUUCUUUUUUUUACCUGUUUCAAGUACUUUCUGUAGCCUUCCUCAGAGGGAGUGUUCACCUAAUCACACACAGAAUGGACUCUUGGAGAAGGCAUGCAAAACUAAGCAGCCUACAAGACA
This is a messenger RNA of Boleophthalmus pectinirostris (great blue-spotted mudskipper), 1809 nucleotides long. RefSeq names its product GTPase IMAP family member 7-like. Bases 209 to 1171 code for a protein of 320 amino acids. The transcript is spliced from 2 exons. The record is from RefSeq and is a predicted model, not a curated record. Gene Ontology annotation, molecular function: GTP binding. Lineage: Eukaryota; Metazoa; Chordata; Actinopteri; Gobiiformes; Gobiidae.